Messenger RNA from Vespa crabro (European hornet), 1998 nucleotides. It is a transcript of the gene crc, whose product is annotated as activating transcription factor of chaperone. Bases 254 to 1369 code for a protein of 371 amino acids. Gene Ontology annotation, cellular component: nucleus. The record is from RefSeq and is a predicted model, not a curated record. Gene Ontology annotation, molecular function: RNA polymerase II transcription regulatory region sequence-specific DNA binding; DNA-binding transcription activator activity, RNA polymerase II-specific. The transcript is spliced from 3 exons. Lineage: Eukaryota; Metazoa; Arthropoda; Insecta; Hymenoptera; Vespidae. Gene Ontology annotation, biological process: regulation of transcription by RNA polymerase II.
GCAAACUCCGUCGCAGAGAGACGUUCACUCGUUAUCCAUGAAUCGUAGAAGGAAGACGUUUGAAAUCUUAAUCUGUUCUAUAAUACGAGGAAGAUGACUUAUUAGUGAUAAACGAACUUGCACACGCAAGUGUGCCAAUACAACUAAUUAAUAAUGGAAGCCAAUAUGGCGCUCUCUACGAGCUACGUCGCAAAGACGACACAAAUUUCUUUUAACGGUUUUAUAUUGCACCUUGAUUGGAUUCGCAUAAACAAUGGUAACCAAUCAGGACCAGGAGAUGUGGGUAUGGAAGCUGGAGCCAGAGUCCCCUAAGGGGACAUCUCAAGCCGAUGCUGAAGAUGAUUGGUUUUUACUUGACGACAAGUCCUUAGAACUCACAAAAUAUGCUGCUGAACCUGUUAUGUACGAUGAUCAACCAACAAACCGUGCACAAGUGGCAACAAAACUUUUGGAAGAAUUAGAUGAAUGGAUCAAAGAAGAACCUUUCUCGGAUUGGCUGGAGGAUAAAAUUGAUGUGCCAAUAUUCGAAGAAUUGCCAGCACCGGAGUGUGGUCAAAACAAACCAGUCGUAUAUCCAAUUAUAAUAAAGAAUCAUGAACAACAGCACGAUAACACUCAAACAUUGUUGGAAGAAUUCGAAACUGUUUUGGAAGAUGUUGAGGCUUGCCAUCAGAUUAUCCCUUCGUCAGUUUCAACGCUCACCCCACCUCAAUCACCUCCACCAAAUAAAUCAUUGGCCAUUGAUACACAAUUACUCGUUACCUUGCAACCGGUGAUGCAAACGGUACAACCUAUAAUAUCGAGUCAACAGCCUGUAUAUAAUAUCAUAGUACCUCAAGAAAAGCAGCCUGAUGUCUAUCAGAGCGAAGUAUGUAUAUCGGAACAAUGGAAUACUGAGAAUAUGUCAUUGGAUCCACUUGGAGGAGAUGUCGCCAAUGAUCUAGCGGUCGUAGAUGAAUAUGUACGAUCCCAUACAGAGGACAUACCACCACCGUAUAGUCCAUGUACCAGUCCAAGUGGUAGUUGCGCUUCUUCCGAAGAUUCCACGGAUGAUCCAGACUGGAUCGCUGAAACAUCCUGUAGUAACAGGAAGCAAUCGAGUUACAUCAAUAACAAAAAUCGGCAUAAACCGUACUCUCGUCCCUCGGUCGAGGACAAAAAAGUACGGAAAAAGGAACAAAAUAAAAAUGCGGCAACGCGAUACAGGCAAAAGAAAAAACAAGAGAUUAAGGAUAUUUUAGGCGAGGAGCGUGAACUCACCGAGUAUAAUGAAAAAUUACAAUGUCAAGUGAAGGAUCUACAGCGGGAAAUCGGAUAUUUAAAGGGAUUAAUGAGAGAUUUGUUUAAAGCCAAGGGUCUUAUAAAGUAAUCAUUUUGUUUCCUCUCUUUCUUUCUCUCUCUCUCUCUCUCUCUCUCUCUCUCUCUCUCUCUCUCUCUCAUAUCAUUUUUUACAAUAUCUUUUUGUUUAUAUAAUCACAUUUAUUGAAUUCAUUAACUAUGUAUUUGUCGACACAUUACUCACUUUACAAUGCCACUACUAAUACAAUAACAUUAUACUUAUAUUAUCAAUUGUUAUAUAUAUAUAUAUAUAUUUUUUUUUGUUUUAUUUUGAUCAUCUACAUUCUACUUUCUUAAACGUUUAAUGUAGAAUCUAUCACAGCUUUUGUGGAACUACAGGACUCUGUCGUCUUGUAAUUUAUAAAAUGUAUAACCAUCUCCUAAUUUUAUACUUAUGGUCCGUUAAGAUUAGCAAAUGUGACGCCAUUAGAUAAAAUACGAAGGAUUUAUUCGAUAAGCAGCCCUAUGAAGUUCUCACGAACGGAAAUCUGCUGUUAUCGAAUAUCCUGGAAGUUUUGUAUACGAUGGUGUCUCAUAGAUAUGCGAAUCUUUUCAUUCCAAAUAAUUUUUAACCCAAUCGAUUUUAUCAUAUUUUCUUACAGAAAAUAUUACGUUUAGAAAGGAAAAAAAAAAACAAUAAAUGGGUUAUUAUAUAAAUGA